CCCGCGCUUCACACGCGCGCGCGCGCGUGCGCGCCGCUCGCUCGCAGCCUCCCCGGCGCUCACAGGCGCGCUGGCACGCGCACUCCCGCCGGGUCCGAGAGCCGCGCCACCGCGCCCCGGUCCGUCCGAGCCCAGACGCACCAUGUCUUCGCCUCCCAAAGAGAAAGUGGAGACGAGAGCUGGACACCUGCCGGCCGUGAAAGCUGGUGGAAUGCGAAUUGUGCAGAAACACCCACAUACUGGAGACACCAAAGAAGAGAAAGACAAGGAUGACCAAGAGUGGGAAAGCCCCAGCCCCCCCAAACCCACCGUGUUCAUCUCCGGGGUCAUCGCACGGGGUGACAAGGACUUCCCCCCGGCAGCCGCGCAGGUGGCUCACCAGAAGCCCCACGCCUCCAUGGACAAGCAUCCUUCCCCAAGGACCCAGCACAUCCAGCAGCCUCGCAAGUGAGCGGCGCCCAGACCCCGGCCCCGUCACCAGCAGCAGCGCCCCGGCUGUCCUGCGUUGCUGUUCCCCCGACAGAGAGAACUGGCACUUUCUUCCAAACACUGUCCGCUGGGAAAUCUAAGACAAAGCAAAGUGCUCCUUCCUUUGCCUUAGAUUUCCAUACUUGAGACUAGGAAUGGCUCACACCCCAAACUUUCUUCACAGGGAUCUCUGGUUGGAUGUCAUUUGAGGAUCAUUUUGUCCCCCUAGAAGUGCCAUUAGUAGAAUUUCCCAAGAUAUGAGUAAAAUGAAGUCAUUUGAACUUUAGCUUUAGUUCUGUUCCAGCAGUUGCCUGAAGUCCCUAUCUGUGGUCUUAAAAACAAGAGGGUGCAAAUUUGGGAGGAUUAGAUUAAGAUUAGGGGAAAGCUCAAUCAUUACAUGCCUUUUAGUAAUAGGACGAUGAAGUCUUCACACCUACGGGAGAGUAAGAAAUAAGGGAGUCAACUAAGAUGCGGGUUUCAGGGAGGCAGAACGGGAAAGCCCUAGAAACAGGCAGCAGCGGGGUUGAACGUCCCUCCCACUGUGCACCGAGGGAUCGCUGUACGGGGUGACCAAGCGCUCACAGGAAAAACAAAACAAAACAGGUAUUUUUUGAAAUGGCUCUUUUAUUCCAGGAGUCAAUGUGCCAGAAAAUGAGGAUGCAGGCGCUUUGCUCAGAGGCCGUUCCUCUGCAGUGAGAUCUCAGCAUGGCAAGAACGGCAUGGCCUCAAGCCAGACAGGCUCCUCUGGGGAAAUUGAGGCAAGCCUAGUGAUUACCUGUUUUUUGGUAAUCACCUCUAGAGCUGCUUUUGAGUUCUGGAAGUGACCAGAGUGGAGGAAUAGACUCAGCUAAUUCAGGAACACCUGAGCAAGAGAGUUGAAAGCAAGGAAGGACCAGAUAAAAAAAAAAAACCUAGGGACGCAAACACCACAUUCCAUUUGAGCUGGAAAAGCCUGUUGACCAGUGUAACUGUCCAGGAGCCCUGGACGUGUCUGCCUGGGCCCAUCCUCACUCGGGCGCAUCAGACUGUCCUCUGAUUGCUGAGGGUCUCCUGCCCGGAGCUGUCCUAGACUGACUGCUCCGGGGCUCACGGCUAGAGGGUGCCCGGCUUUUCCGAAAAGCCAAAGGGCUCGUUCAGCCAGGUGUGCAAGUCUCCCAGCCCCACUGUCCCGCCCGCCCGCAGUGGGCUGGCUGCAGGUCGGCGUGUGCCGUGAGCAGCGUCCGUGGCGCCAGCCUUGCGGAUGCCACUCUGCAGCCCGCGUCGGCCAGCUGGUAGAGCAGCAGCAGACGCGGCCAGACCCAGAGGGAGAGGCACGGCUCGGCCUCACGUUUAAAGGCAGUGUCUGGUUUCCCAUCCAUGUGACCUGCAGGACACCAGUGUGUAACCCUCAAGGCACGGUGUGGUCACAUCUUGAAUUUCUUAGUCGCUUCAGUUGGUAUAAACUGAAGGCGGCUUGUGGAGACCCAGGAAGCCCGGCAGCCCUGCCAUGAAACACUGAGCAAGCAGCCUCCACCCGUGUACCUGCUGCAGCCGGCGCCUGGGAGGGGCCCGGAGCGCCAGGCCGGGCGUGAGACCGUCGCGCCCUCUGCCCCAGACACUCAGAGGCGUCCUUAGUGCUUUCCAGUCUGCAGCUGGAGGGGCCGUUAUUCCCAGAGGUGCAGUUUUCAUGUGCUUGUGCCUAGGCCUGGCAUGCGUCUGUGGGCUCUACAUCAUUGAAUAUGAAAUGCUUUCCUAAAUGAGUUUAUUAAUUGUUAACGUCAAGAAUAAUAAUGAUUAUAAUAAAGCUUCUGCAUUUCUUCUCA
Messenger RNA from Lemur catta (Ring-tailed lemur), 2270 nucleotides. RefSeq names its product death associated protein (gene DAP). The record is from RefSeq and is a predicted model, not a curated record. NCBI's taxonomy places the organism in Eukaryota, Metazoa, Chordata, Mammalia, Primates, Lemuridae. Gene Ontology annotation, biological process: negative regulation of autophagy; cellular response to amino acid starvation; apoptotic signaling pathway. The transcript has 4 exons. The coding region runs from base 143 to 451 and encodes 102 amino acids. Gene Ontology annotation, molecular function: death domain binding.